AUUUGGUGCAGGGUGAAAAAAAGGAACACGCGCGUUCACCUUGGAGCGACGCAGCAGGGUAGACGAUCUGAACCUCUCCAAUGCGCGCGACACUCUCGGGAAUAUUGCUCCUCGGAUUUGUGACGCUCGCGCACGCCGAGAAUAGUGUACCUAAUGAGAAUCCCAGAUGCACCUGCAGUGGAGUCAAAGGCGAAAAGGGCGAGCAAGGUUUUCCAGGUCAGAUUGGAUCAACAGGGGAAGAUGGAGAUCCAGGAGAUGAAGGCCAACCUGGACCCAUGGGCCCUAUGGGUGAAACAGGACUACCAGGUUUACCCGGACCUAAAGGCUCACAGGGACUCCCUGGAAAGCAAGGACCCCGUGGUUUUUCAGGAGCACAUGGACACCCAGGAGACGAAGGGCCUCGGGGAGAACCUGGUAGCCCAGGAUGCAAUGGCACAAAGGGUGACCGUGGUUACCCUGGAACUCCAGGAAAUUGCGGACUUGUCGGCUUACAGGGUGAAGAAGGUCCCGCUGGCCCUAGGGGGGACACGUGCUACUUCCCUUUUCCUAAAGAUUUGAAGGGGAGAAAAGGUCCACCAGGUAGAGAUGGGGUGAAGGGUAAACCUGGACCUCCAGGUGACUAUGGACCACGUGGACCAAUGGGAUGUGUGGGACCUAGUGGAACACGAGGAUUUCCUGGCCACCCAGGAGAAAAGGGUCAAGAAGGAAGAUCAUCAAUACCUGCCCCUCAGGGUCUAAAAGGGCUGAGAGGUAUUCCAGGAGUUACAGGGCCGAGGGGUAACAUUCAGUUUAUUACAGCACACAUAGAGCAAAAAGGAGAACCUGGAGAUCAGGGAGACUGCGGCAGCCCUGGAGCUCCUGGUCUGCCAGGGCCGUGUGGCCCUAAAGGACAGAAAGGCUGCAGAGGAGAUCCAGGACCUCUGGGGGAGUCUGGGCUGACUGGUCUUCAGGGAGAGUGCGGUCCUAAUGGUAUACCUGGGUUCAAAGGAGAUCCCGGGCCUCCUGGUCCCUUUGGUUUAAAGGGCGAAAAAGGUGACCGUGGUUGCACUGGUCCUUCAGGAGAAUGUAUUAUGAAUACACCUGUGAAAGGCAAAAGAGGAUAUAAGGGCUCAACUGGACCUCCUGGCCUUAAAGGUUUUCAAGGUAUAAGUGGCUUCCCUGGGUACUCAGGUGAUCCAGGACCAGGUAUGCCAGGAUGUCCUGGGAAUCCUGGCGCCCCAGGCAUUUGUGGAAUUAAGGGUGAAAAGGGCGAAAAAGCACCUUACGAUAUUGGCCCAAAGGGACCUGAUGGACCUCAGGGUAUAUGUGGAUGUUCUGGUGACCCAGGUCCUGAGGGACAGCCAGACUUUUAUAAACGUGAGGGUCCGACAGGGUUGAGGGGACCGAAAGGCAUGGAAGGGUAUACUGGUGAAACAGGAAAACCUGGAGAAAAAGGUGAUGAAGGAGACCUCUGCAGACUGUGCCUUCUAUUAGGCCCUAAAAAUGGACCUACAGGACCACCUGGUAUUCCUGGUGCACUUGGAGAACCAGGUCCUAAUGGAGAACCAGGUACCAGAGGAUCAAUGGGUAUUAAGGGGCAGCAAGGUGCACCUGGCAAUCCGGGUUUGCUUGGUCUUCCUGGCAAUCAAGGGCAGCAGGGACUAAAAGGAGAGCCUGGCUUUAUAGGACCUGGGGAUAAUGGGGACCAUGGUGACCCAGGAUUACAAGGAGAAACAGGGAGGAAUGGAAAUGAUGGGAUUCCAGGAAAGCCAGGAGUUAAAGGCCCAAAGGGAGAGAAGGGCAAUCCAGGUCCUUUUGGGCCUAAGGGUAAUCGGGGUGACCCUGGAUCAAAUGGAUUACCAGGAUUCCCUGGUGAAAUGGGAGUUCAGGGCUGCCCUGGUAUUGGAGCACCAGGGAAACAUGGUGAGAAGGGCUGCUUGGGUGUUCGUGGCCUGCCAGGCGAUCCUGGAGAUCCAGGUGUAAAAGGUGACCCUGGUUUGGUGUACAUAAUACCUGGAGACCCAGGGAAGUGUGGAACAAAGGGUCCUAAAGGUCUACCAGGGAUACCGGGGUGCCUGGGACCUAAAGGGUUAUGUGGGCGUCCAGGACCAUGUGGCAUAAAAGGCGAAAAUGGACCAUCACUACCAGGGUUACAAGGACUGCGUGGUUGUAAAGGUGAAAAAGGCUGUCAAGGUUCUCAGGGUCCUUCUGGCAUUGGGUUCCCUGGUUGCCCAGGACCUAUAGGGCAAUGUGGAAUACCAGGGUUAAAGGGUAAUAAUGGUACUGGCCCUCCAGGGUGCCCAGGCAGGAGAGGUCCUUCAGGAGACGAUGGGGCACUUGGGCCUACUGGUGAAACAGGUAGUCCAGGAAGCCCUGGAGUUUUUGGACAGCCAGGGAGAGAUGGAUGCCCAGGGCCUAAGGGUGACACAGGAUGUGAUGGACCAGCAGGGGUGACUGGUCCAGCAGGAGUCUGUGUUCUUGGGUGGCUAGGUGAAAAAGGAGUCCAAGGUCAGAAAGGAAUGCCUGGAAUAUCAGGAUGUCUGGGUGAGAAAGGUAUGAAUGGUGAGCCUGGAUGUCAGGGGCAAGGUUUACCUGGUUGCCCUGGCCCAUUUGGGACACCCGGUUUUAAUGGAGAACCUGGUCCACCUGGUCCAGCUGGUCAAUGCGGACUGAAGGGGAAGAAUGGCAUGCCUGGCUUCACAGGUUCAAGGGGGAACGAUGGGCCUCCUGGGAACCCCGGUUGUCCUGGACCUCCUGGAAAGCCUGGAUGUCCUGGACCACCUGGCCCUAAAGGUUGUGCAGGCAGUGAUGGACAACCAGGUUGCAAAGGUCCACAAGGCUUGAAAGGGGAACCGGGGGAUCCAGGUCCUAAAGGAGAACCACAAAAUUUCUACAAUCCUGGGGACCCAGGAGACCCUGGAAAUAUAGGUCCUCCUGGUCUGAGUGGGCUUAAAGGGGACAAAGGAGUCCAGGGACCACCUGGCAGCUGUGGGAAACAUGGAUUAGAAGGUUCUGCUGGACCACCAGGUCCUCCUGGAGAUAAUGGUAUGGAAGGCUCUCCAGGUAAACCUGGUACUUGUGGCUGUGUUGGAGAAGAAGGAUCUAUGGGACCAACAGGGUCCAAAGGUGAGAAGGGGGAACCUGGUAAAUCUGGAUCUCCAGGCGACCCGGGUACUACAGGAGCAAAUGGCCCAAAAGGGAAAAAAGGUGAACCAAGUUUUCCUGGACAAGGAGACCAAGGACGCCCUGGAGAAAAGGGUGAACCAGGUAUUCAUGGCUUAAAAGGAAAGAAAGGAGAAAGAGGAAUGUCUGGCCCUGCUGGUGCUUCAGGAUCCGAAGGGCCGCAUGGACCACCUGGAGAUAAAGGACUACCAGGACUACCAGGCACUUUUCCUUAUAGUGAACUCUUUCUCUUUGUCUCAGGACCCCCAGGAUUGCAUGGUGAAAAAGGUUCUGAGGGACAACCAGGUCCUCCAGGUUCUGUGGGAACAAUAGGACCACCAGGUAGUUCUGGGUCACCGGGCAAUCCAGGGCCUCAAGGUCUCAAAGGAAACCAGGGCAUGGAUGGUAUUCCCGGACUCCCAGGAGAAAAAGGGAAUGCAGGAGUUCCUGGAUAUGGAGCUCCAGGGCCAGCUGGUGCCAGGGGCAAAUCAGGUGCUAAAGGGGAAGCAGGACCCAUGGGAGAAAUUGGACCUCCAGGGCAGUGUGGUCCAGUGGGAGACCCAGGACCUUAUGGUGUCAUAGGGCUACCAGGACCCCCUGGGAAUGCUGGUGCACAGGGUUUGUGUGUGGAUGGACCUAAAGGAGAUAGAGGACCUCCAGGAGAUCCAGGACCACCAGGGCCCAUGGGGAUAUUUGGUCCCCCAGGACCACCUGGCCUAGGGUUAAAGGGAGAAAAGGGCAACACUGGGAUUUCUGGAGCACCGGGAGUGAGUGGUUAUCCAGGAGACACUGGCCUACAAGGGUUUAAAGGAAAUCCCGGGAAUGCUGGUUACACUGGUGAGAAAGGACACAGAGGACUAAAGGGUGAAACUGGACCUCAAGGCCAAAGAGGAACAGAUGGACCAUAUGGACCACCAGGUCCUGUAGGAUUAAAAGGGCAAACAGGAGCACCAGGUAUGCCAGGGGAAGUUGCUUAUUACCAAAACAUAAUUUUGUCCGGAGACCGUGGUCUGCCUGGACCUCCAGGACAACAAGGACCUCCUGGAAUACCCGGUCAACAAGGACUUCCAGGGCGAGCAGGAAUCCCUGGCCCUAAAGGACUCCCUGGCCGAGACGGUCUCAACGGUGCUGGUGGUUUUCCUGGACCGAAAGGGGAUCAGGGACUAACAGGACUCCCAGGAGCUCCGGGUUUUAUUGGUGCUGAUGGACAGAAGGGUUCUAGAGGACCACCAGGAAAAUCGGGAUGCAAAUCCAAUAAUGCCAGAGACAGCUUCCUGUUCACCAAACACAGCCAGACACAAAACAUCCCUUACUGCCCUGAAGGGUCCAGUGAAGUCUACUCUGGCUACUCACUCCUUUUUAUCAACGGAAAUAACCGAGGACAUGGCCAAGAUCUCGGCACUAUGGGAAGCUGUCUUCAGAUGUUCUCCACCAUGCCCUUCCUCUUCUGUAACGUGGACAGUACCUGUCGCUAUGCCUCCCGAAACGACUAUUCCUACUGGCUGUCCACUGACACACACAUGCCCAGUAACAUGCCCUUUAUCACAGGUGAUUCACUGGCACAGUAUGUUAGCAGGUGUUCAGUAUGUGAAGCUCCAGGUAACGUAAUAGCGCUUCACAGCCAGAACAACACAAUCCCAUCGUGUCCCUUCGGAUGGCAGCCUUUGUGGCAAGGCUACUCUUUUGUCAUGCAAACGGGUGUGGGAUCUGAAGGCUCCGGACAGCCCCUGUCCUCUCCUGGCUCCUGUCUGGAGAAUUUCCAGAGGAUUCCCUUUAUCGAGUGUCACGGCCGCGGGACUUGUAACUACUACUCAGAUUCCUACAGCUACUGGCUGGCUGCUCUGGAUCCUAGCUGGAUGUUCAGUAAACCAGCAUCAUGGAUACUAAAUGACAAUGAGCCGAGCCUCAUCAGUCGCUGUCAGGUGUGUAUGAAGCGUCAGGUGUGUAGUCAGACAUCCUGAACCUCAGGGACUGAUGAUCCAGCCGAUGUGGAGAUGGAUUGGUUUGUUCCCAUCACGCUCUGAAUCCUACUGCUUGAGAUCUUCAAGAUGGUUUUCCGAGGAUUGACAACAAACUUUUCACAAACUUUUUUAAUUUUUCAUUUUGAACCAAGCAGUAUUGAUGAACAAAAUAUAACAUUUAAAUUUCUUGGACAAGCGAGAGAGGGAGAAAGACUGAACCAGUGCACUGUAUGGCCAAAUUUAUGUGGACAGCUGACCAUCACAAACUUUUUCCCAUUUUUCUUGCUGAUCUACUUGGUCACUGACUCACUCACUCACUGAUUCAUUUACUCACUAACCCACUUACUCACUGAUUCACUUAUUCACUGAUUCAUUUACUCACUAACCCACUUGCUCACUUAUUCACUGAUUCAUUUACUCACUAACCCAUUCGCUCACUGACCCACUCGCUCACUGACUCACUCACUAUCCCACUUGGUCACUGAUUCAAUCACUCACUGAUUCACUCACUCACUAAUCCAUUCGCUCACUGAUUCAUUCGCUCACUGAUUCACUUGUUCACUGAUUCAAUUGAAUUUAUUUGUAUAGCUCUUUUAAUAAUGGACAUUGUCUCAAAGCAGCUUUACAGAACAUGAAAAAUAUAGUACAAAUGGUUCAAGAUUAAUAUUACGCUCAUGUAUAAAUUUAUUUGUAUCAAUCCCUAAUCCCUAAUGAGCAAGCCUGAGGCGAUUGUGGCAAAGAAAAACUCAGUUAGAUGGUAAAAGGAUGAAACCUUGAGAGGAACCAGACUCAAAAGGGAACCCAUCCUCAUUUGGUUGACACCUGAGAUUGAGAAUUACCAUAAACACAGGAGAGUGUGAUCAUGAAUUAUUAUAAACACAGGAGAGUAUGAUUAUGAAUUAUUAUAAACACUGGAGAGUGUGAUAAUGAAUAAUGUCCUUUCCACAGUCAUAUACAGUCAGUUGGAGUUGUGUAACCAGGAGCUCCUGAGCAACUCAUAAACUAGCUCAACAUCUGAGUUCAUUAUAGAUUCAACACCAACUUAAAGCCUUCAAUACUCAAUAAUGGAGAUACUGCAUAUGUAGUACGUUUUUUAGUGUAUUGAUUAGGAGGUUGUUGUCCUCUAAGACCGCAUGGGGUUGGCAUCUUCUCUUCGAAUGCCCAAAUUCUUCAUGAAGCAGAAUCCAACUGGAGCUGGUACAUCUCUAGGUGCCUUAGGAUAGGUAGAAAAAGAGAAGUAAGUGGAAGCGUUGCUGCUGUUCAUAAUUUUUGCACGCACUAGAUGAUAAUGUGCUUUUAAUCAGAUGUACUAGAGCACAAGGUUAUGGGAUGUAUUAAGUGGAUGCCUGGCUAAAAAGAUAUAUCUUUCAUCUUCAUUUAAGCUAGGAGAGUGUGUCUGAGCCCUGAACACUGUCAGGAAGACUAUUCCAAAGUUUAGGAGGAAAAUACAAAACACUCUACCCCUUUUACUGGAUUUUCUGGGAACUAGCAGAAGUCCAGAGUUUUGUGAUCACAAAGAGAUUGACGGAUUGUAGAAGCUAGAAGACUGGUUAGAUACAUGGGAGCUAAACCAUUUAAAGCCUGUUAAGUAAGUGGGAAUAGUUUGUAAUUGACUCUUAACUUAACAGGUAGCCUGUGCAGGGAUAAUAAAGUUGGGGUUAUAUGAUCGUAUUUUCUUGACUUGGUAAGAACUCUGGUGACUGCAGUCUGGACUAACUGUAGCUUACUUAUUGAAGAUGCAGGACAACCACAUAUUAAUGCAUUACAAUAGUCCAGUCUGGAGGUCACGAAUGCGUAAACUAGCUUUUCGGCAUCAGAUACAGAUAUGAUGUUUCUAAGCUUGGCAAUGUUUCUUGGGUAGAAGAAUUUAAAAAUGAUUUUUAAAGGAGAAGUUGCUGUCUAAUGUUAUGCCCAGAUCUUUCACUGUCGAGCUAGUAGUAAUAGCACAUCCUUCUAAAUGCAGGUUGAAUUGUGACAGCAUCUGUGCACUGGUUUUUGGACCUAAAAGUAAUAUCCCUGUCUAAUCAGGAUUUAAUAAUAGAAAAUUAUCGGUCAUCCAAUCUUUUAUAUCUUAGACAAUUUAUCAACUAGGUAUCCUCAGCAUAACAAUGCCUUCUAUUGAUGUUACCCAAGGGAAGCAUGUAUAUUGAGAAAAGCAAAGGUCCUAAAACUGAACCUUGUGGGACCCCACUGAUGUACUUCUCCACUUAAAUCUACAAAAUGGUAUUGAUCAGACAGGUAGGAUCUAAACCAUUUUAAUGCCUGUCCCUUAAUACCUGUGUAAUUUUGUAAGCGAUCUAGGAGAAUAUUGAGAUGCAGCUUUGGGUUUAAAAAGGUUUCUUAAUAAGGGGCUUAAUAACUGCCAACUUGAGGGGUUUAAGGAUGUGAACUAAAGAUAACGAGGUGUUAAUAAUAUUGAGAAGAGUCUCUCCAGCUGUAUGUAUAACUCAUUCACUAACCCACUUACUAACCUCACUGAUUCAUUCACUCAAUGAUUCUAUAGAAGCCUAUAGAAAAUGAAUCAAUGAAAGAAAAAAAGAAUGAAAGAAAAUGAAAAUGAAUCUUAAUCUGACCAAUCAGAGUGCGGAACUCCGACACCUGCGUUUCUUGUUAUAGUUGCACUGUAGCUGUGCCGUGAUAAGGAGCAACCUACUCGCUCAGCAGGACUGGCUCUGUGUGUGUAGAGACAGCUAAAUAAAGUUUACAGAGUUCCUCCAUGUUUCAGGGCGGAGUUUUAAUGGGGUUUUGUUAAGAUUUUGUUGAGAUUUUUUCAGAUUUUGGUUUUUUGAUGGAUUGUUUAGUGGUUAUGGUGCUAAUUUCUCAGAUGGUUCUGGAUUUUGUCCUUUUCUAUCCUGUGUAAAGUGUAAAUGUAAACGUCUUGUUAUUUCUUUGCUAAAUAUAUUUUUCACUCUAAGGAUUAUUAGGAUCAUACUGAGCCACUUCUUUAGAGUUCGUCUAUAAGAUAAAAUGCAAUUUAAUUGUAUGUUUACUUCAUUGCUGUUUUAUGUGUAUACUGCAACUCUCAUGCAUUUACUACAUAUACUACAUCAUGUUUGCCACUGCCCAUUAACAUUGCAACAAAUUUUUAGCAUCCAAACAUUUGCUUAGAUAACUCUUAAUUACUAAUCACAAUAACUCCUGCUAUCAGUAAUUUAAAUACAUAGAAUAAAAAUAAAAUAAAAAGCUGGCAUAAAAACAACCAUAAACUUUAAAACAUAGGUUACUGAAUUCAAGUUAUUGUCUGUGUUUUUGUGUGAAACUUUCUGUGUAACAUUACACUACUCUUAUUUAUGACUUUUUUUUACGUUGCUGUUUUGUAUGUUGUAUUUUUCUUAAACGUGCUGACUUUUUACUUUCUUACUUUCUUAUAAACGUGCUGACGUUGUAUGUAAAAAAUGUAAAU
Hemibagrus wyckioides is the source of this 8505-nucleotide messenger RNA. RefSeq names its product collagen, type IV, alpha 3 (gene col4a3). The transcript has 52 exons. Gene Ontology annotation, cellular component: collagen trimer. The record is from RefSeq and is a predicted model, not a curated record. The coding region runs from base 81 to 5102 and encodes 1673 amino acids. Lineage: Eukaryota; Metazoa; Chordata; Actinopteri; Siluriformes; Bagridae. Gene Ontology annotation, molecular function: extracellular matrix structural constituent.